This is a messenger RNA of Sinocyclocheilus anshuiensis, 2092 nucleotides long. Its product is annotated as neuropilin-1a-like. The record is from RefSeq and is a predicted model, not a curated record. Gene Ontology annotation, cellular component: axon; focal adhesion; plasma membrane. The coding region runs from base 386 to 2092 and encodes 568 amino acids. Gene Ontology annotation, molecular function: vascular endothelial growth factor receptor activity; vascular endothelial growth factor binding; semaphorin receptor activity. Gene Ontology annotation, biological process: regulation of vascular endothelial growth factor receptor signaling pathway; vascular endothelial growth factor receptor signaling pathway; response to wounding. The transcript is spliced from 11 exons. Lineage: Eukaryota; Metazoa; Chordata; Actinopteri; Cypriniformes; Cyprinidae.
AGAGAGUGCAUAUGAAACAUUUAAAAAGUACAGGCUCAUAUGGGCUUUUACUUUCUUUUCGGUCUCGUUUCAUCUUAAUCAUUAGCCCACACAUCCAAGAAAUCAGGCAGCAGCCGUAUCCCGAGCAGGGUGGGCCUCCAACACGGCCCAUAAACCAUGCAAUCAUCGAGCAAAACAACACAGACCACCGUGUUCUUUCUUCAAUGUUUGUUUUUUUCCCCCUACUCCAUCUGCCUCUGUGAGCAAACAAGAAAUCCUAACUUUUUCCUUCCUCUCGGUGUCCACCUCAGGUCCAGAAUGUUCCAGGAACUUCACCUCCAGCAGUGGAGUCAUCAAGUCGCCGGGUUUUCCAGAGAAGUACCCCAACAACCUGGAUUGCACGUUCAUGAUCUUUGCUCCUAAGAUGUCGGAGAUCGUUCUGGAGUUCGAGAGCUUUGAGCUGGAGCCAGACACGCAGCCACCCACUGGAGUGUUCUGCCGCUACGACCGCCUGGAGAUUUGGGACGGCUUCCCUGGAGUUGGUCCAUACAUUGGCAGAUACUGUGGACAAAAUACUCCAGGACGGAUCAUAUCCUACACUGGAAUCUUGGCUUUGACAAUCAACACAGACAGUGCUAUUGCAAAAGAGGGAUUCUCAGCUAAUUUUACUGUGCUGGAAAGGACAGUCCCAGACGACUUUGACUGCACUGAGCCUUUGGGUAUGGAAACUGGGGAAAUCCAUUCCGACCAAAUCAUGGCCUCAUCCCAGUACAACCCCAGCUGGUCUCCAGAACGAUCUAGACUCAACAACCCUGAGAACGGUUGGACCCCUGCGGAGGACUCAAACAAAGAAUGGAUCCAGGUUGAUCUUGGAUUCCUGCGCUUUGUCUCGGCGAUCGGCACACAGGGAGCCAUCUCUCAAGAGACCAGCAAGAGAUACUAUGUGAAGUCCUACAAGGUGGAUGUAAGCUCAAACGGAGAAGACUGGAUAACUAUUAAGGAUGGCCCAAAACAGAAGAUUUUCCAAGGGAACACCAACCCUACUGAUGCAGCGAAAGCCAUGUUCCCCAAGCCCACGUUGACGCGAUAUCUCCGGAUCCGACCCUACUCCUGGGAGACCGGCAUCGCCCUGCGCUUCGAGGUGUAUGGAUGCAAAAUCUCAGAGUACCCAUGUUCUGGAAUGCUGGGAAUGGUCUCAGGCUUUAUCGCAGACUCUCAGAUCACAGUUUCGUCCCACACCGAGCGCACAUGGGUCUCAGAGAAUGCCCGUCUUCUGACCAGCCGUUCGGGAUGGACGUUGUUGCCGCAGCCCCAGCCGUAUGUGGAUGAGUGGCUGCAGAUAGAUCUGGGUGAGGAGAAACUGUUCAGAGGGUUGAUCAUCCAGGGAGGCAAACACCGUGAUAACAAGGUAUUCAUGAAGAAGUUUCGGCUGGGCUACAGCAACAAUGGAUCUGACUGGAAAAUGGUGAUGGAUGCUACUGGCAACAAGCCCAAGAUAUUUGAGGGGAAUUUGAACUAUGACACGCCAGCGUUGAGGACGGUGGAGCCUAUAUUGACACGCUUUGUUAGGGUGUACCCAGACAGAGCCACUCCUGCUGGGAUGGGACUUAGAUUGGAACUCCUGGGCUGUGAAACGGAAGUUCCCACAGUGCCCCCUACUACACCCGCGUCCUCCACCGCGCCAUCAGACGAGUGUGAUGAUGACCAGGCCAACUGCCAUAGUGGAACAGGUGAUGACUACGACCAGACAGGUGGAACCGCUGCGCCAGAGACGACCACAGAGACGAGCACCGUUCCAGCGUUCCUGUGGUUUGCCUGUGACUUUGGCUGGGCCAGUGAUCCUUCAUUCUGUGGCUGGAUGUCAGAGGACAGCGGUUUCAGGUGGCAGAUCCAGUCCAGCGGCACCCCGACUCUAAACACCGGCCCAAACAUGGACCACACUGCGUUCCUGUGGUUUGCCUGUGACUUUGGCUGGGCCAGUGAUCCUUCAUUCUGUGGCUGGAUGUCAGAGGACAGCGGUUUCAGGUGGCAGAUCCAGUCCAGCGGCACCCCGACUCUAAACACCGGCCCAAACAUGGACCACACUGGUAAGAAUAAAACUGCACCGAAUUAA